AUGACUGUAAUUCACUUCUCCGACUCGUUGCUUAAUCCUGUUAAAAGUAGGAAUCGGUUGAAGUUUCUUAUGGUGAUGUCAGCACUUGUCAACUUGACACUUCAAAAUAAGCUGCUUCCAGAAUCCUGUGCUGGAAGGCAAAUUGCUUUUGUUGAGGCUGAGAACGAGAAACUCGACUUCUUUGCAUGA
Messenger RNA from Plasmopara halstedii, 189 nucleotides. RefSeq lists its product as uncharacterized. NCBI's taxonomy places the organism in Eukaryota, Oomycota, Peronosporomycetes, Peronosporales, Peronosporaceae. The transcript is spliced from 2 exons. The coding region runs from base 1 to 189 and encodes 62 amino acids. The record is from RefSeq and is a predicted model, not a curated record.